This is a messenger RNA of Caenorhabditis briggsae, 15183 nucleotides long. It is a transcript of the gene Cbr-ketn-1, whose product is annotated as Protein CBR-KETN-1. The record is from RefSeq and is a predicted model, not a curated record. The coding region runs from base 1 to 15183 and encodes 5060 amino acids. The transcript has 30 exons. Lineage: Eukaryota; Metazoa; Nematoda; Chromadorea; Rhabditida; Rhabditidae.
AUGCCGUUCAAGCAACCGCUCGGCGAGCGAGAUGCCGCCAAUCGGGUUGCACCGACUUUUAUUAGGCCGCUAGCCGAUAAACGAGCAGUAGUUGGCGAAACGAUUAUUCUGGAGUGCCAGCUCGAAGGUCAUCCGGAUCCGGCGAUUAAAUGGCUCAAAGACGGACAUAAUGUUUCCAUGUGCCCAGAUUAUCGAAUCGAAGAAGACGGACUUAAACAUCGACUCGUCAUUCCUCAAGUACAAGCUGCUGACAGUGGCCGAUUCACCGCUCAAGCUUCAAACGUCGCUGGUACCAAACAGUCGACGUGCAUUCUGAUUUGUGCUCCAGCUCCGACACCAGUGCCAGGAGCCAAGUCUGCUGUGGCAUCCCCAGCUCCUCCUCAAACACCCGUUGGUCCAUCGGCGCCAAUUUUCCUCAAAGAACUCCGUCACCAACCGCUCAAACCUGGAGCCGGUGUCACUUUCGAAGGACGUGUAAUCUCUGUCCCACCACCAAACAUCGAAUGGAUGAAAAACGGAAAACCACUGCAGAACUAUCGCGCCAAAAUCGAGCACGACCCAAAAACCGGAAUAAUUUCUUUAAUUAUCCCUCAAAUGUUCAACGAUGACGCUGGAGAGUACACAAUCAAAGCCACCAACGUCCAUGGAGAGGCUAUCAGUGGAGCACAAUUGCUUCCAAGAGAACAGUAUGAUCGGUGGUUCGCCAAUGAGCAGACAAGACUCACAAAGGAUCGGAAGCAAGGAAUGCUGUCACAGACAUUGAGACCGAGUAGUGUUGCUCAGAAGCAGAUGCAGAAACAGGGUUAUGAUACGGAUCAAGGGAGUGUGGAUAUGCACUGGACGAUUUCCGAAUCGGAAACGGAGCCAGAACUUUCUGCUCUGGAUGCUCGUGGAGUUGGAACCAAACCAAUCAUUAGGACUCCUCUUCGUGGUUUGAGACUCACAGAAGGAACAGAUGCCAUUCUACAAGCGAAUAUUGUUGGUAACCCGAAACCAAGGGUGAGUGUUUUUUUUAUCCAAUGGCAUUUCAACGGACGGCCGCUUCAGCUAUCCGGUCCACGAAUGCAGAUGACUUAUAAGGGAUCGAUGGCAGUGCUGAAAAUCUCAAUGGUGACAAUUGAUGAGGCUGGAGAUUAUACGGUUGUGUCAGAGAAUCGCUUUGGAAAGAAACGCAGGGUCGAAAGUUCAGCGCGCAUCGAGGUCUACCCCUUGAACGUGCCGGACGAACGACGAAAGGAAAAUCAACUCCGCGAGCAGCAAGAGCGUGAUCGCCAACAACAGGCGCUCGUCGAGGCGGGUCUCGCACAACAGAGACAGCGCGACGCCGAGCAACGACGCAUCCGUGACGAGCAGGAUCGUCUUCGUGUGCUUUUCGAACGCGAAAAAGCGGAACGCGAGCGAUUGGAAGAGGAGCGUCGGCAGUUGGAGCACGAGAAGCGAUUGCGGCAGCAGCAGCAGCAAGAGCUUUUCGAACGCGAAAAGGCAGAAAAGGAGGAGAGAGCUCGUUUUGAAGAGGAACGUCAUCGGUUGGAGCACGAGAAGCGGUUAAGGCAACAGCAGCAAACUCAGCCUUACCAUCUUCAGUAUCCACAACACCACCACCAGCAGCACCAACCACACCAAGCUUGGCAAGAUUUCGAGCUAGUCCAUCGACCUCAAUACGCUUCUGACGAGUAUCAAGAACCACAUUACGCGCAGAUCAGACCACACCAGCAGCAGCAACAACAUCGUCAAGAAGUAUCCCAUCAGAAUCUCUACGAACAACACCGUAGACAGCAGCAGUUGAAUAGAGAGCAGCAAAUCUAUCAACAGCAACACCAUCACCAUCAGCAGCAGCAACAGGAACAUCAAACACCGUUCCAUCACUUCAACCAAUAUCAGCAGCAUCUCAGAGACCAUCAUCAAAACACAAUGCCAGUAUUCAGACAGCAGCAACCUACCCAAGUUACUAACGGCGGACCAAAAGCAGCAAAUGGUUUCGCAAAAACUGCCAACGGGUCAGCAGCAAACGGUUCAGCAAAGAAUGGAUCCGCCAUCCACGCAGCAAACGGUGGCGGACCAUCCCAAUCAGCACGCGGGCACGAACACGGAGCAGCACUCGUCAACGCCCGACCACCACAAUUCCUCGUCCAUCCACAAUCCGUCGCAGCAAAGGCUUUCGAGACAGUAACAUUCAGCGCGAAAGUCGUCGGAACACCAACACCCCAGCUGACGUGGCAGAAGUCAGAUGGGACCGUUAUCCAGUCGGGUGGCAAGUACAAAAUCGAGACGGGUCCGGAUGGCAGCGGACGGCUCAUCAUCGAGAAAGUGGAUGCUCACGACGCCGACAUGUACAUGUUGGUAGCUAGAAAUGAGGGAGGAUCGUUCCAGAGCAGGUUCUCAUUGAACGUUCUCCGUAAGUUUAUAUUUUCAUCUCUGAAAUGGUUUGCCAAGUUCUCGCCGGAAGCGCCAGAAUUCACUGGCAAAUUCCAGUCGACGACACUUUACGACGGGGACUCGGUGAAGCUCUACUGCAAGGCAGCCGGAGAGGGUGUGAGCUUCAGGUGGUUCAAGGACAACGAACCGAUCUCAUCAGGUGGCAGUUAUAACGUUGACUCAAAGGGCAACGAAACCACCCUUCACAUCAACAACGCCACCCUCAAAGAAGGAGGAUGGUAUCGGUGCGACGCCACCAACAAACACGGAACAACAACUCUCAAAGGACGAGUCGUCGUGAAUUCCCGCCAAAAGUUCACAGGCCCAGCCCAUCGAGAAAUGAUCACUCUUCGCAAAGUUGACAAGGUGGAAAGAUCCAGAACACCAGUUAACCAACUGCAAGAUGUCGCAGCAUCAAAGUCAGCGCCAAAGUUUGAAGGAUCUCUACAAUCCCAACAACUGAUCGAAGGUCAAUCUGCGAGACUGGAAAUCAAAUACACGCCAGUCGAUGAUCCGAAUUUGAGAAUUGCUUGGCUCCUAAACGGAAAGGCUAUCUUGGCAUCGUCCCGUAUUGCGACUCUCACUGACUUUGGAAUUGCUGCUCUGGAAAUCAAUCCAGUUACAGUAUUCGAUCAAGGAGAGUAUACCAUUGUGGCUGUGAACCCACUUGGAGAGGCUAGAGUCGCCGCAAACAUCGCCGUUGUUGGACAUGGAAACUUCAUUCAGCAGGGACAAUCCGGCACUCAAUUCGGAGGAACCACCUAUCAAUCCAAGGGAGCUCAGGCACCAGCUGGAGUGCAAUUGGAUUUGCCAAACUUCCAUUCUGACUUGAGAUCUCAGGAGAUCUUUGAAGGACAGCCGAUUCAUCUGGAGACCAAGUUGACACCAAUCAAUGAUAAGAGCUUGAAGGUAACUUGGUUGUUGAAUGGCAAGGAAUUGCCAAACAAUGACAAAUACCGCCAAGCCUUGUCGCACGGAUUCGCCACCUUGGACAUCCCACAAACCUCGAAAGACGAUAGCGGUUACUACUCCUGCCGCGCUUCCAACCAACUUGGAGACGCUGAAAACCAAGCCACCAUCAUUGUCCACCCCAAAGUCGAGCUUCAUCAAUUUGAGCAAAACAGUCAAUUGGAUGUCGAUGAUGUCAGAGAGAUUCAGUUCGCUCACUCACAGGAGGACCAAACCCCCAAGUUCAUUUCGCAAUUAAAACCAUUUCAUUGUGAGCAGGAACUUGGAAGAUCCAUCUUCGAGGCUAGAAUCCAACCAAUCAAUGAUCCAUCUCUCCGAGUUUCUUGGCUCAAGGACGGGCAGCCACUUCCAAACGCCAACAGAAUUCAAAUCUUCCAAAACUUUGGUGUCGUUUCCCUCUCCCUUCAUCCAACGUAUCCAGAAGACGCCGGUGUCUACACUUGCGUUCUUUUUAAUUCUCAUGGUCAAGCUCAAUCAUCCGCUGAGCUCACCACCGUCUGGAUCGACACUCUUCAAUUUGACACCAAGCAUGCUGAUAGUCUCCCGAUUAUCGGAUACCUUGACAGCCACCAAAUUCAUAUCGGACCUCAGACUGUUGACCGUCCAGAAGAAUUCAACUCUCUGGAAGCCCCCAAAUUCGCCAGAGAGCUUACCGGAAAGAUCGAGGUCAUGGAGAACGAACCAGUUCAUUUCGAGGCUAGAAUCCAACCAGCGAAUGAUGUCAAGAUGACUGUCGAAUGGUACCAUAACGGAAGUCCUCUACCAGCCGCCCAUCGCUUCCGUCCAAUGUUUGACUUUGGAUACGUGGCGUUGGACCUUCUCUACGCCUACCCACAAGACUCUGGAACCUAUACACUGGUUGCAAGAAACGAAUUGGGAGAGGCUAGAAGCAAUGUGGAAUUGGUUGUGGGUACUGAGAAGGUGCUUUAUUUGGAACCACAUCAUCCAGAAGGAUUGGAGAGAAUUAAGAAGGGAAGGACCAACAGACACACAAACAGAUCGUUCCAGGAACUCGAACAAGACCGUCGUCAAGGAAUCGCUGAAGUCGAGGACCGCACCUGCGAUGCCGCUCCGAAGUUUCUCAACGACAUCCAAGAUAUUGAGCUCCACGAACACGAGAACAUCCACGUCGAUCUUCGUGUGACGCCAGUCAACGACCCAACCAUGGUCAUCGAAUGGUUUGUCAAUGGGCGCCCGUUGCUUACCGGAAGUCGUGUCAAGACUCUGAACGAGUUCGGAUUCAUUGCUUUGGACAUCAAGGGAGCGAUUGCAGAAGACUCUGGAACCUAUUCGGUCAGAGCUAGCAACAUGCUCGGAGAGGCCAUCCGCCAGUGUCAAAUUACUGUAAUUCGUAAGUGGUUUUCUGCCGGCCAAAUCAUGUCCGACACUCAACAUCAAGAAUCUUUGGGAAAAAUCAACUACCUCGAAAAUCUCAACAAGUAUGGGAGAGUCGAAGUCGAGGAUAAGGGACCAGAUGGACCACCAAACUUUGUUGUACCACUUCAAGCAGAUUUGGGAGAUGUAAGUUUUUCUGAAAUCGAGGAAGGAGAGCCAAUCCAUUUGGAGUGCCAGGUUAACCCAAUCAACGAUAACACUCUGAAAAUCGUUUGGCUCCGCGACGGACAACCAAUUCCACACGGACACCGAUUCCGAACAUUCUAUGAUUUCGGAUUUGUGUCUUUAGAUAUUCUUGGAUUCUAUGCUCAAGACGCUGGAACAUAUACUUGUCGUGCUGAGAACUCUCUCGGACAAGCUGAGACUCAAACGACUAUUCGAUGUCAGCCGGCAAAAGCGAAAAAAUCGAAUGGAAUGGGUUUAUUGAACUUGUCGAAUUCAGCGAAAGACGCCAUUCUUGGAGCCGUACAACAUCCACGAAGCUAUGCGAGAAUCCAGGAGAUCGAGGCUCCAAAACCACCACCACAAGAGGUUCCAGACCUUCCACAGCAGCCACCUGCAUUCGUCAAACAACUCGGACCAGCCAUUCAGUGUAUGGAGGGAGAUAAUGUUUAUCUUGAGGCCCAAGUUACACCAACCGACGAUAAUACUUUGACAUACGAAUGGCUUGUCAAUGGUCAGCCAUUGAUGAAGGCUCAUCGAUUCGUGCUCUCACAAGACUUUGGCUACAUUGCCCUCAACAUUCUCUACUGCUAUCCAGAGGACAAUGGUACCUACACUCUCGUGGUCAGAAACCGAGCUGGAGAAGCACAAUCGUCAGUCGACAUCAAUUGCGGACACACUGGAGGCAACUUCACCGACUCAUUUCAUCCAAACUCGCUCGGAAGAAUCGCCGAGCUCGAGGCUCCAAUUCAACGUGCCGAACCACUGCCGGACAAGGAGAAGGAGUUGCCGAAGAUUGUCAAAACGCUUCCACCAACCAUUGACUCGGUCCAUGAGUCGCAGACUUUGCAUUUGGAAGCUCAAGUCACACCGAUUGAUGAUAACACCUUGAGAGUGAGUUUUUUUUCCAGAAGCUCUGUAAAUUACGAAUGGCUUUUCAACGGAAACCCACUCAAGGCCUCCAGCAGAUAUCGUGUGCUCAACGAUUUCGGAUUCGUCUCCCUUGACAUUGACUAUAUCAUUGCUGAGGACAGCGGAAAGUACACGUUGGCCGUCUAUAACGCCGCUGGUCGCGCUGAAACAUCUUGCGAAUUCAAGGUCGAUCGUCUCAAAUCCAUCCUUUCGGACACCGCGCAUCCAGAAUCUCUUCGCCGUAUUCGUGAGAUGGAACAACUUCAACCAGCUAAGCCAUCCGAUGAUGAUGGACCAGCUCAACCACCAGUGUUCACUCAAGCACUCACCGGACCGACUGAACCUCUCAAGGAAGGACAAUCGGUUCAUAUGGAUUGUGUGGUGCAGCCAAUCAAUGAUCCAAGUCUCAAGAUUGAAUGGUUCCAUGAUGGAAGACCACUCAUGUUUGGAUCCCGUAUCCGCACGAUUCAUGACUUUGGAUAUGUUGGCCUUGAAUUCCUUCACGUCCAUCCAGAAGACACUGGAACGUACACCUGCAAGGCGACCAAUCUCAUCGGAGAAGCUACAACCGAUAUCUUCCUCGAGUGCAAAUCCCGUCGCAACAUCUACCUUGAUACUCAUCACGAAUCUUCUUGGGUCAAGAUCCAGGAAAUCGAGAAUCGUGUCGAUGAGCGUGAGCCAACACCAGAGCUCACCUUCCAACCACCAACGUUCACUGAGAACUUGGCCGAUAAGGAUGACGCUCAAGAGGGACAGGCGAUUCGUUUGGAGUGCCGCUUGAUUCCAGUCAACGAUCCAACCAUGCGAGUCACUUGGACCAGAAAUGGAGAUCCACUUCCAGAAGCAUCAAGAUUCAUGCCAGCAAGAAACUUCGACUACGUCAAUCUCGACAUCUUGGCUUUGUAUGGAGAGGACUCUGGUGUCUACACCUGCAAGGCUGUCUCUGCAUUUGGAGAGGCUGCCACGUCAUGUAACGUCAAGUGCGCCGCCACCAAGUCUCUUCUUUUGGACACCAUGCACGAUGCCUCGUGGCAGAGAGUUCAAGAGAUUGAGAACCGUCCAAAAAUGGAAGCCGUCGAUGAUGAGCCAGAGAAGAGUGCUCCGAAGUUUGUGACACAGUUGAACAAUUCACUUGGAGAGCUUCAAGAGGGAGUUCCAAUCCAUUUGGAGUGCCAAGUGGAGCCAACCAACGACAGUCAGUUGACAGUGCAAUGGUACCACAAUGGACAGCCACUUGCCAAUGGACAUCGCUUCCGUACUCGUCACGAUUUCGGAUACGUUGCCCUUGACAUCCUCUAUGCCUUUGCUCAGGACACCGGAGAAUGGGCAUGUGUUGCUAGAAACGCUCUCGGAGAAGCCCAGACUGUCGCCAACUUCACUGUGUUGCCACGUGGAACCAUCUACACCGAUUCUCAACAUCCAGAGAGUUGGCAGAAGAUCCAGGUGCUCGAGGCUCCAAAGGCUGCAGCACCAGAACAACCAGACGCCGAGCAUGACGCUCCACAGUUCAUUGAACCACUUGAGAGUCUGGAGAGAAUUGAAUUCCAACCAGCUCACUUCCAAACGAAGGUCACUCCACAAACCGAUCCAAACCUCAGAAUUCAAUGGUUCAAGGAUGGCCAGCCACUCAGAAAUUCUAACCGAUUCAAGCUGACGACUGAUUUUGGAUACAUCUCGUUGGAUAUUGCUCACACUAUCCCAGAAGACAGUGGAGUCUACUCUGUCAAGGCCAGCAACGCUAAGGGAGAGGCUGAGGUUCAAGCUCAACUCACCGUUAGUGGAAAUGCUUCGAUUCUCGGAAACACUCAACAUGAGCAAUCGUGGCAGAAGAUCCAACUCAUCGAGGCACCAAGAGCUCCGGGAGAAGAAGCACCGGAUGUCAAGCAUGGACCACCAAAGUUUGUCACUCAACUCCACAGUUUGGACGGAGUCGUUGAAGGUCAACCAUCUCAUUUCGAGGCUCAAUUCAUUCCAUUCUCGGAUCCAAGAACAUCGGUCCAAUGGUAUCUCAACGGACAGCCAUUGUCUGCUUCUUCCCGCAGAAUCCUUCGCAACGACUUCGGAUUGGUCUCUCUCGAUCUUCAAUACACUCUUGGAGAGGAUGCCGGAGAGUACUCUGUGGUUGUUAAGAAUUCUGAAGGAGAAGAUCGCACAAAUGGAUCUCUUUCAUGCACCACCAGAGCUGCCAUUCUUGGAGACACUCAACACGCACAGUCCUGGCAGAGAAUCCAGGAGAUCGAAGCUCCAAGAGCACCAGGCGCCGAACCAGAAGGACCAGUCUACGACAAGCCAUCGUUCAUCCAACCACUUCAAUCUGUUGGCGAUCUUCCAGAAGGAUCUGUUGCCCUUCUUGAAGCUCGUUUGGUUCCAGUCAAUGAUCCAAACCUUCGUGUGCAAUGGUUCUUCAAUGAUCAACCACUUAUGGAGUCGAACUGGAUUUCAACCAGCAAUGACUUCGGGUGUGUCUCAUUGAGAAUCGCUCCUGUCUAUGCUAGACACACUGGAGUGUACUCUUGCAAAGCAUGGAAUGAGAGUGGAAACGCUGUCACUUCUGCCAAUGUGGGAGUUCAAGGAUCCGAAGGUCUUCUUCUGGAUACUUCCCAUCCAGUGUCCCUCCAAAAGAUUCAAGAGCUCGAAGCAAUUGACAAGUACGCACGUCUUGAUGCUCCAGAGAGAGAAUUCGACAAACCACAAUGGGUUCAAGGAUUCGAGAACUACGAGAAUGUCGGAGAGGGACAAACUGUUACUCUUCAUGGACUUGUCGAGCCAUCUGGAGACCCAACUCUUCAAAUCGAAUGGCUUCUCAACGGAACCCCACUCAGAAAUGCCAACCGUUUCCGCCAAGAGCUCGAAUUCGGAAAUGCCAUUCUCACCAUUGUCCAUGUUCUCCCACAUGACUCUGGAGUCUACACCUGCCGUGCUUGGAACAUCCAUGGAGAAGCUUCCACCUCAGCCACUGUCACCACCGCUGGAUAUGAGAAGAUUCUCUAUGACUCUCAGCAUCCAGUCUCCUGGGAAAGAAUUCAAGAGCUCGAGGCACCAAAGAUUGUCGAGGAGAUCGAGGAGGUCAUCCAGAAGGAGAAACCAAAUUUCAUUACUCAACUCGAGUCCGCUGAGAAUGUUCCAGAAGGAGUUCCACUUCAUUUGGAGGCUACAUUCCAACCAGCCAGAGACUCUGAGCUCAAGGCUGUCUGGCAAAAGAACGGACAACCACUUGGAGCAUCUCAAUUGGUUCAAACCAAACACGAACUCGGAUGGGCCACCUUGGACAUCUCAUCUGUCAAUGAAGAUCACAAUGGAGUCUACACUCUUACUAUCUCCAACAGCGAAGGAGAAGCGGUGUCUACUGCUUCGAUUCGUGUCGCCGGAACUGGGCCAAUUCUCGGAGACACUCGUCAUGAGGAGUCUUGGAAGAGAAUCCAGAUUCUGGAAGCUCCAAAAGAGGCGGAACCAGACGCACCAGCUCCAGUCUAUGACCAUCCAGCCAUCAACACCCAGAUCGAGGACAAGGAGUGCAAUGAAGGAGAUCAUGUCCACUUCGAGGCGCUUAUCACACCAGUCAACGAUCCACGACUUCAAGUUCAAUGGAUCCGCAACGGAGUUCCACUUGCUCACGGAUCGAAGUACGCCAUUCAACAAGACUUUGGAAUCUGCACGCUCGAUAUUGCCUACACCUACCCAGAGGAUGAGGGAAUCUAUCAACUCCGUAUCUGGAAUCCAGAAGGAGAAGCUGUGUCAUCUGCAACUCUCAAAUGUCACGGAAAAGACGCAAUUCUUGGAGACGUUCAACACCAAGAAAGUUGGAAGAGAAUCCAAGAGAUUGAGGCUCCAAAGCCAAAGCUCGAGGAAGCCGAUCCAGAACCAAAGGGACCCCCACGCUUCAUUCAACAACUCUCCAGUCCCGGAGAUUUGGUUGAGACUCAACCAGCUCACUUCGAAGCUACUGUUGAGCCAGUGGAUGAUCCAACACUUACCAUUAGUUGGUUCCUGAAUGGACAACCAAUGUCUGCUUCUUCUCGAGUCAAGAUGAUCAAUGACUUUGGAUGGGUGAUUAUGGAUAUCGCUCAAACUGAGCCAAGAGAUUCUGGAGAGUGGAAGUGUGUGGCUAAGAAUGCCGCUGGAGAAGCCUCAUCUACAGCCACCAUCAAUGUUCAAGGAAAGGAAGUCAUCCUCCAAGAUUCUCUUCAACCACAAUCCUUGGAUCGUAUUCGACAGAUCGAGGCUGGAAAGCCUGCCCCAACAGAGCGUCCAGAUCAAGAAUUCGAAGCUCCAGUCAUCGUCAAUGCCCUUCAAGUUCAAGGAGCUUUGGAAGAAGGAGGAAGUGCUCACCUUCAAACUCAAUUCACUCCAGUCGCCGAUCCAUCCAUCAAGGUCGAAUGGCUCAAGGACGGACAACCAAUCUUCCAUUCCAACCGAUACAAGAUGGUUCACGAUUUCGGAUUCGCUGUUUUGGAUAUAUUACAUCUUUUGAAGCACGACGCCGGUGAGUACACCUUCCGUGUGACCAACCGCAACGGAGAUGCUUCCACAUCCACCAGCUUCCAAGUUGCCGAGAGCUCCGGACUCAUUCUUCAACCACAGAACGAGCAGAAGGCUAGAGCUGUCGAGACAUUGGAGGAGAAUCUUAGAAGACGUCCAGAGGAGGUGGAGCAAGAACUCAAGGAGGCAACUCCAGUGUUCAUCGAGCCGCUUUCGGCACCAGUGGAAACUGAGGAAGGGGGACGUGCUCAUUUUACUGCUCGCUAUGAGCCAGUGAAUGAUAACCAACUCCAAGUGCAAUGGUACCAUGAUGGAAGACCACUCAAGAAUGGAAGUCGUAUCAAGACAAUCAACAGCUUCGGAUACGUCGUUCUUGAGAUCAGCCCAACUUACCCAGAAGACAACGGAGAGUACACUUGCCGUGCUGUCAACCGAGUCGGAGAAGCUGUCACAUCCACCAAACUCACUUGUUCACCAAAGGAAGGAAUCAUCAGUGCCACCCAACUUCCAGAGCGUAUGGCGAAUGCUGGAAGAAGAAUCGCAGAGAUUGAAGCACCAAGACCAGCUGUUCCAGAUGCACCGGACGCUGAUCACGGACCACCAAAGUUCACUUCAGCUCUUGCUGGACCACCAGAGCUUCAAGAAGGACAACAAGCUCAUUUGGAGUGCCAGGUCACCCCAGUAGCGGAUCCAAGAUUGAAGAUCGAGUGGUUCCAUGAUGGUCAACCAGUGAAACAUACCAACCGAAUGAAGGUGAUUCACGAUUUCGGAUUCGUUGUCCUGCAACUCACGCCAGCAGAGCCACAAGACUCGGGAACUUGGACUUGCCGUGCAACCAAUCAACACGGUUCCGACGAGGUGUCCACUGAAAUCAAGGUCGUCGGUGGUGGAGGUGUCUCGUACGAAUGGCAGAGCCCUGCACAGCGCAAGGAGCGCAUCACCGAGUUGGAAGACUGGAUUCAUAGACCAAAGGAGGAUCUCAACCUUCCUCCUGUGGACUAUCCAGCACCCACUUUCUCUCAAGACCUCACCGAUCUCGGACAACUCAACGAGGCUGACGCCACUGCGUUCGUUUGUGUCUUGGAGCCAAUUGGAGAUCCAACUCUUAGAGUUCAAUGGGAGCAUAACGGUCAUCCUAUCCCGUAUUCUAACCGAAUCUCUUGCACCAACGAGUUCGGAGUUGCCACUCUUCUCAUCAAACAUCUCAUUGCCGCCGACGCUGGAGAGUACAAGUGUGUCGCCACCAAUGCCAAGGGAUCUGCCACUUCCACCGGGCACGUUGCAGUUGAAUCCGCCACCCAGAUCGAUGCUCCACAAGUCGUUCAACAACUUGUGGACAGUGUUGAGAACAUUCUUGAAGGCGAUUCCAUCCACCUUGAAUGCCGUGUCACUCCAAUCAACGACCCACGUCUUCGUGUCGAAUGGCUCAGAAAUGGAGCUCCACUUCCAGAAGCUUCCCGAUUCAAACCAACGUUUGAGUUUGGAUUCGUCAGCUUGGAUAUUCUCUACGCUUAUCCUGAAGACAAUGGAGAUUACGAGUUGGUUGUUAUCAAUGAUAAGGGAGAGGCGAGAUCAAAGACGAAGCUCACCGUGCUUCCAAGACCAUCCCUGGACUACACCUCCCAAACCCAUGGAAACCAACAAGACUCCUUGGAAUCUCACUUCAAGCAACACUCGCAAACGAAACUCCAACUCACCGCCAACGACAUCUACAAUGAGAGUGACAAGCGCGCUCCAGAAUUCCGCACCCAACUCCAGAACAUCGGAGUCUUGGAAGGAGAGUUCUGUCGCUUCGAAACUCAAGUCGCCCCAAUCAACGACCCAUACCUCAAGGUCGAAUGGUUCAAGGAUAAGAAGCCAGUGCUCCUCGGACACCGUUUCAGAUCUACUCUCGAUUUUGGAUUCGCUUGUUUGGAUCUCCUCUACGCUCUUCCGGAUGACACUGGAGAGUACCAUUGCGUUGCCACCAACCGUCACGGUCAGACCAUGAUUAGUGCCAAAUUGGCAUGCCAAGGAGCUUCCCACGUCAUCACUGACAGUCAGAUGCCUCAAGGAUUAAGAGUGAGCAAUGUGAAAAAGGACAACAAGAACAUCUACUGGAGCGAGCAAGGAGGACCUGCUCAGCCGAAGCAGAAGCAAGCGCCACAAUUCACGAUCCCACUCAGAAAUCUCCAGGUUACCGAGAAUCAACCAGCAAGAUUUGAGUGCGCUGUCACUGGAUAUCCGAGACCAAAGGUCACCUGGUACAUCAACAAGAAUCAGUGUCUCCAUGGCCACCGCUUCAAGCUCAACUUCGACGGACUCCACUAUCUCACUGUCAGCAAGUCCAGAAUUUCCGAUGCCGGAGAAGUCGUGGCUAUCGCUAGAAACACCGAGGGAGAAAGAAUCUCUACUGCCACUUUGGACAUCUUUCAGAACGAUGACUUCAGACAAGCCAAGCUCCGCCCAGCCAACUUCAAAACAUCCGAAGAGCUCAGAGAGCGUGAGUUGCAAUGGCAACGUGACACUCUUGGAUCUCUUGGACCAGCCUUCGAAGCCGCACCAAAACCAGAUGCUCAGAAGCUUAUGCAUGUGGAGAGAGCACAGAGCCCAAUCGAGCCACUCGAAUCUCAAGAGCUCAUUCAGAAGUUUACUCGCCCACGCGACGAUCAAUUCUACAACAAGUUGUCGUACGUCGAACUUCAGAAGCCACAAUUCAAGGGAAUGGAGUUGGAGGCGGUAAACUUGAAGGCUGGAAAGGUGGAGAAGUACCAACCACCAGUCGAGGAGAUGGAACGAGUCAACCUCAAAGCAGUUCCAGACAAGGAGCAGAAGGAAGUCGGAUGGGAGCGGCCAGAUUGGGCUGGACAGGAAGGAGGCUCCAAGUUGCCAGGAGCAGAUGAGGGACGCUUCAAGAAGCUUCCAACGCCACCACCAGAGUUGGACGUUCCAGCUAGAGAUCAAGUGAAACUGAAGACCGCAAAGCCAACGAGAGGCAAGGAUUUGGAAGCUGGAGAACGUGUGAAGUUGCAGACGGAGAAAGCAAAGAUCAAGGAGAUUCAACAGAAGCCAGAGCAACCCAAAGAGGAGCCAAUUGUGCAUAAGGAUACUGUACAAUUGAAGAGGGUCACCCAACAACUUCCAAAAACCGGACUCAAGGGUGACCACUUCACUGUGGAUCGUGAGAAGGAUCUCAAGGAGACGCCAGCUGUGGUGAAGCCAGUUAUCGAGGAGACCCGAAUCAGCAACAAGAGUAUUUCUAAAAGCUCGUCUUCUUCUUACCAAGCAACCAAUUUUGAACUACCUCGCAUCGAAACCACCGACACUUCUGAAUACGAGUCUUCAUUCACGUCGAACCAAGGAAGAAUCACCUACCAGGCCUAUCGAGAGCACAAGGAAUCGUCGUCUUCCGAUGUUUAUCUUUCCGUGGAGACUGCAGACGAGUCGUUCUCCCAAGUUCAGCGACUUGAGUAUAGCCCUAGAAGCCCACGAAGGGAGAGAGUGAUUGGAUUUCAUAUGAUCAGGAUACCUUCCUUAUAUCAAUCCUUCCAGCCACAACCAACAAAGAUUGGACAAUCCAAACAAGCGCCACCAACCAUUUCCCAACAGCUGAAGCCACUUCAGGGUGAACUCGGAAAGGCUGCCAAGUUUGUCAUUGAGUUCGCCGGAGCUGCUCCAGUCAAGGUGACUUGGCUCAAGGAUGGAAAGGAGAUCAAGAGCACGUUCAGAUCACAGAUCAAUACCACCCCAACCAGCUCCAGUCUCCAUAUCGGUCGUCUCGAAAACUCUCACUCUGGCGAAUACACCGUCCGACUUGAGAACGCCGCCGGAACCGUCGAAUCUCUUGCCAACCUUACCGUCGCACCACCAUCUGCCACUGGAAAGGCCCCAGACUUCAGCGCCCGUCUCAACGACCUCCGCAUCCAACAGAAUGGGCCAGCCGAGUUCUCUUGCCAGAUCGGAGGAGAACCAAAACCAACGAUUCAAUGGUUCAAGGAUGGACAACCACUUCCGAAUGACGAUCGCUUCCAGGUUGUUGAGGAAGGAGGAGCCUACAAGCUCAAGUUCGCUAGCAUCCUUCCAACUGAUGCAGGUAUCUAUGAGAUUGUGGCGAAGAACGGAGCAGGAGAGGCGAGAUGCAAGGCCCGACUCAACGUGAAUCUCCAGAAGACCGGAAAGGGUGCGGAAGAGGGACCACGCUACGAGGCGCCAAGAUUCACAUCACAAAUUCAACCAAUUGUUGUUGACGAAGGAAAGGGUGCUCAGUUCAGUGCCAAAUUCUCCGGAUUCCCAGAACCAACGAUCCGGUGGUACAGGAACAAUGAGCCAGUCAAACAUUCCGAUGGUUAUGAGAUUUCGCAAUCCAAGGGAGAGGCGAUUCUCAGGAUAUCUGGAACUAAGAAUGAAGACGUUGCCGAGUACAAGGUGGAAGCCAGUAAUCCAGCUGGAAAGGCAUCGUCAGUGGCGAAUCUUGUAUUGACUCCACGAUCCGGAAGAAUCGCCAAGUCAACCAUCUCACGUGGUGGAUCUGCCGCUUAUCAGUCGACUGAUAAGGCCGCCGCAGACGCUCCACACUUUGUUGCCAAGCUUUCGGAUAUCUCUGCUCGUCAGGGACAUACCGUGAAGUUUAGCGCCGAAGUUGAUGGAAAUCCAGAGCCAAGUGUCAUCUGGCAGUUCAAGGGAAAACCUAUCACUGCAUCGAAUAAUGUUAAGAAAGAAUUCCAAUUUUUUUUUCAGAUCUCUCGUGAAGGCAAACGUGCAAUCCUCGAGUUGGCCCGUGUCACACCGGACAGCGCCGGCGAGUACCAAAUCGUCAUUCGAAACGACAAGGGAGCCGCCACGUCGCAAGCCAAGCUCACACUCAGUGCGUAG